Messenger RNA from Trichosurus vulpecula (common brushtail), 7375 nucleotides. It is a transcript of the gene PPP3CC, whose product is annotated as protein phosphatase 3 catalytic subunit gamma. NCBI's taxonomy places the organism in Eukaryota, Metazoa, Chordata, Mammalia, Diprotodontia, Phalangeridae. The record is from RefSeq and is a predicted model, not a curated record. Bases 321 to 1868 code for a protein of 515 amino acids. Gene Ontology annotation, molecular function: calmodulin-dependent protein phosphatase activity; calmodulin binding. Gene Ontology annotation, biological process: calcineurin-mediated signaling. The transcript is spliced from 14 exons. Gene Ontology annotation, cellular component: cytoplasm; calcineurin complex.
GGGCGGUGCGCGUGCGCGUUAAGCUGGGACGGGUCGCGAGAAGCCGCCGCUGGCACUGUUGCCUCGGCAGCUGCUUCGGACUUGCAGCCGCCGGCCGCUGCGGCUUGAAAAGAAGGCGGGCGCGCGGAGCGGGAUUCUGUCAGGCGAACGCGAGCCCGGAGCCGGGGGGCUUGCUCUGCCUCCUCGGGCCUAAGCCGCCCUGAAGAGCCCGAGACGGGGAAGAGUGGGCCGGCCGGCCCUGGGGGAAGCGGAGACCUCCAGGAAAGGAGGCGGCGGCCCAGGGCCCGGCCGCCGCCCGGAACGAGGAGGAGGAGGGGACCAUGUUCUCGAGGGCCCGCAGCAAACUCUCUACCACCGACCGCGUCAUCAAAGCUGUUCCUUUUCCUCCAACUCAUAGGCUCACACUAAAAGAAGUAUUUGAAGAUGGAAAACCUAGACUUGAUAUCUUGAAAAGCCAUUUGGUGAAGGAAGGUAGACUAGAAGAGGAUGCAGCCUUAAAGAUAAUCAAUGAUGGAGCUAACAUUCUGAAAAAUGAAAAGACCAUGAUAGAAUUGGAGGCACCUAUCACAGUGUGUGGUGACAUUCACGGGCAAUUCUUUGACUUGAUGAAGUUGUUUGAAGUUGGGGGAUCACCUGCUAACACACGCUACCUCUUCCUGGGAGACUAUGUGGACAGAGGUUACUUCAGUAUAGAGUGUGUGCUGUACUUAUGGAGUUUAAAGAUUCAUCAUCCCAGAACAUUAUUUCUGCUUCGAGGCAACCAUGAAUGCAGGCAUCUCACAGAGUACUUCACCUUCAGACAGGAAUGUCGAAUCAAAUAUUCAGAGCAGAUAUAUGAUGCCUGCAUGGACACAUUUGAUUGUCUUCCUCUGGCUGCUCUCUUAAACCAGCAGUUUCUGUGUGUGCAUGGAGGACUGUCUCCAGAAAUCAGUUCUCUUGAUGACAUUAGGAGAUUAGACAGGUUUAGGGAGCCUCCAGCUUUUGGACCAAUGUGUGACCUGCUUUGGUCUGAUCCCUUGGAGGAGUAUGGCAGUGAGAAGACCAUGGAGCACUUUAGCCACAACACUGUCCGAGGGUGCUCCUUCUUUUACAGUUAUCCUGCAGUUUGUGAAUUUUUACAAAGCAAUAGUUUGUUAUCAAUAAUCAGAGCCCAUGAAGCUCAGGAUUCUGGGUAUCGAAUGUAUAGGAAGAGCCAGACAACAGGCUUUCCAUCACUCAUUACAAUUUUCUCUGCCCCAAAUUACCUAGAUGUCUAUAACAACAAAGCUGCUGUACUGAAAUAUGAAAACAAUAUCAUGAACAUCAGACAGUUUAACUGCUCUCCACACCCUUACUGGCUUCCAAACUUCAUGGAUGUUUUUACAUGGUCUUUGCCUUUUGUCGGGGAGAAAGUCACCGAGAUGCUGGUUAAUAUUCUCAACAUAUGCUCUGAUGAUGAGUUGAUUUCAGAUGGUGAUGAAGCAUUGGAAGGAGGUGCAUCAGUUCGUAAGGAGAUCAUCAGAAAUAAAAUCAGGGCUAUUGGAAAGAUGGCGCGAGUGUUUUCAGUUCUUCGAGAAGAGAGGGAAAGUGUGCUGACUCUCAAAGGGCUGACUCCUACAGGUACACUGCCUCUGGGUGUCCUCUCAGGAGGAAAGCAGACCAUACAGUCAGCUACAAUAGAAGCGAUAGAGACACAGGAAGCCAUCCGAGGGUUUUCACCCCCACACAAGAUCCGAAGCUUUGAGGAAGCUCGGGGCCUGGACCGGAUUAAUGAGCGCAUGCCCCCCCGAAGAGAUAAGUCAUACCCUGAUGGUCCCGUUGCAGUGCCGAUGAAUUUGGUGACAUCCCGCUCAUCAAAGAAGGGUGACACAGCCAAGAAAAGCCAGUAACAGCUCCAAGCACCUGCUGUGGCACCACUAAUGGAUCCAAGACUUUAAAGCAUAUUUUAUUUAUUUAUUAUUGGAAAACAAAAACAAACUGAAACCUGAAGGCACAUUCAUGAUGCAUUCUGCAUUUAUUCUGUAAGAAAGGUGACCAUUUUGUACAUUUUUUUAAUUUAUGUCCAAUAUAAAAAGUCCCAUCUUUUUUUUUUCUUUUUCUUUGUAAAAAUUUUUAGAAAUUGGUCGAUUGAUAGUAUACACAUGAAGUAUUGUGCUGUACAGGUGAUACCUGUCCACCACUCCCCCACCCUUUGUAUAAGAGGGCCUUUGGAAACCACAACCCUGAGUUUCUGAUUUGAACCAGUCAGCUAGUCCUCUCAUUUUUGAAAGGAAUAUCUUUCAUUUAAGCUCAACUAUUUUUUGCCUGGGUAUAUCUGCUUCUUUAGACAUCAAUUCUUGGGAAGGUCUGAUAGAUUAUGGUGAGCUAAACCUGUUUCUUUGAUUGUGGAAAACUUGAUUGGGGUUUAACUUUAAAGUAGAUAACUCCAGUCCUAGGAAUAGCUUAAGGUCCAAAGGGUGUGUUUACCAUAACGGCCUACUUUCUUCUGGACUCCAGUUCCUUUUAAUGUAAUCCUGUGGAACAAAAAUGAGAAUCAUCAUCAUAAUAAAGGAUACUCUUAGGAUUACUAUAACUUGUCAAUUGAAGUACAAGCAUUACUGGUUUAAGACUUCCCUUUAAGAUUUUGGGAGGGAGAAGCUUCUAGAAAAUCUCGUGUAACUACUGUCACUGAAUACUUUCAGACAUCUACUCCCAUUUUUGUGCUCCACAUAAGCUGCUCUGCUCCUUCUAAAUGUUUUCCAAAUGCCCUCUUCAAAACAUUUUUUACAACCAGAAUCCUUUUCUCUAUCCCAUCACUGUCCUUUUCUUCUCUAUCCCUGUUCCAGGAAUUAUCCUUUGUUUAUUUCUGACAUUUUCUAUAUUUCUGAUGAAAACUGGGACAAUGGAAAUUGAAUCUAGGGUUGCGGGGUUCCCCUCUGACAUGUAAACUUGGAUAAACAGCUUUGGUUUGGUAAAGUUCAAACAAAGAGAUUUUACCAGACUCUGAGUUGACCACUUGACCAUUUUACUAUCCUUCAUAAUCCUUGAUGAGUCAAACUCUAUGUGAUCAUCAUUAAUAUUUCUUGGAACCCAAGGGCAAGAGUUGAUAUCAUAAGCAGACAGCCUUUCCUGUCUGUCUAUAGCAUGACUUUUGAGUCCACCAUCAACUGGUAAACACAUUUUACAGCAUCCUUCAAGUUUCUGUUUUUGGCGAAGAGAAUGGUAUCUGGUGUCUUGCUUUAAUAGCUGUUACUCAGCCUUGUUGAUGGAUACAUUCUCAUCAGUGCUUAAAAAAUGAAAAUUUCAGAAAUUCCUUCGUCUCAUAGGUUGAGUCAGUGUCACCUCUACAUGGAUGCAAGUAUCUUAUACAAUAGUAACAUGAUAUGUUGGCAGUUUUGGGGGAUUUCAAGGACAGGUGGAAGAAUACAAUGAAACUCCUUACUUUCAUUAAAUAAUGCCCUGUUUCCCCACUAAUGUUUGUACUAAUUAUAUCCAGCUUUCUCCUUUAUGACAAUCAAAGAUCAUCAGGGUGUAUUUGACAAUUUAAAUGCUAUGGCAUGGAUUUAUCUGCUGGUGUGAAGAUGAUAGAAGUAGUGUAAAAAGGGAGAUAAAGGGUCUCUGUCUCUGAUUUAGAAUUUUGUAAGGGAAUUGGGGGAGGACGCUUGAAAGCAAUAUCUUUUUUAUAUCCUUUGAGGAAGUUGAUCAACUGGACAAUCCUCAUACCUUUUUUCACAAUAUUGGAAAGGAUCACUGUCUUUGGGAGAGCUCAACUAAUAAAGUUGGAAAGUACAAUGAGAGAUUAUAUGUAUUUGAAAAUGAAAAUCAUUCACCUUCCUCUCCAGUUCAUUAGGAUCAUAACCAUAGGAAAUUCACACCCCCCCAAAAAAAUUGUGACAGCCUUAAGUCAUUGGGUAAUAGUUGCUGCUAAUACUGCACCUGCCCUUCUCGAAGAGGGUACCAUGAAUUGGGAGUCAUUCUGUUGCCAGCUUUCAUGGAUAGAGCUUAGUGGUACCGAUCAUUACUCAGAUCUCUGAUCCAUUCCCUAGUGAAAAGCAACGUGAACAUAGGAGAAAAAGAUCUGAGUAGGUUCUUUAGCUGUUUUGGAAAUUAUAGUGGCUCCUGAAUGAAGAGAUCUGAGAACUUGAUAAAAUGUCGAAGCUACUUUCUUUUGUGGUAUACUCUGAAAACCAUAGGGCAGAACCACAGUGAGGUUGGGGGUAGGGUUUCUUUUUUGAAAAUAGUACAAAUAGUUUUCUAUAAAGUAGGGAUCUCAGAUAACCCAUAUGCUGAUACAAGCAAUUUCACUUUUAACCAUAACAGAUUUGUAGACCAAUAACUUGGGGAAAUUUUUAGUGAAUAGGAUUUUCUCUUCACUCUGUAUUUCACUCAGGACAAUCCAUUUUAAACAUUUAAAAUUUCUAUCUGAACAGUUGUUCUCAAACAGACCAAAUGGUUUUCUCCUUUGAUUUUUCUCAUACUGUUAGUUUAUUUUUUGAACUAGUAUUCAAACAAUCCAGAAAUCAUGGCCUGUUUUGUGACUGUACCAAGAAUGCUCCCCUAGCAGACUCCAAAAGAGGUGAACAGACUUCCCUGUCUUCUCUGGCCCUAGAAGGAAUGCUAUUAGCCCCACCUCUCCAGCCUGGCAAGGUCUCCUUCCUUUUUCUGAACUAUGUGCUUUUAAAACUGAAAUAUCAUAUAGAUCAAAUUCUCCUUUUGGUUCUGUUUACAGUCUAUGAAAGAUUAGGUUUGAAACAAAUAGAUACUUUUAAACAGAAAAAUAACCUGUUACCUUUUUAAAAGCAUGCAGUUUUUGACGCUUGGUAUUAAGGGCAGAGGGAGGAAUCACUUUUUUUUUAAAUAGAGUUGUAUGCCAGGAUGGGAACGGUCUAAUUUUUUCUGAAAAUGUGAAAAAGAUGACAGCUCUCUUUCCAGGUGGACACAGAAGGCACCUAUGUGGCAACCAGAAGGUUGUUUUUUUUUUUAAGAGGGAGAAAAGAUGUCAGAUGUUUAUGGCUUGGAGGCCUGGCAGGCCUGGCCAUCAGUGAAUAUCAGCAUCUUUCAAAACGCCCAUAUGUAUACAUAGCACAUAUUUGGUCUGUUAUAAUGGUGAGCCAUUGAGACAUAAUGCCAUUGUGUCUCUCUAGCUUGGAUAGUCUUAAUCCCAAAAGUCAAUAUCUUAGCAUUUUUCAAAACAGGAAAAGAAAAGCAUUUGUUUUGGCAAAUGUAACAUUAUAUAUCCCUAAGAAAGAGACUUUUUAAAUAACAGGAUAACUUUGGGACUUGUCAGCUUUGGAAAUGCCCUUACCAUCUCCUUCCUCUCUAAGUGAGUUCAGAAACACUAAGAUUGAAGCCUCUGUUGCUCAGAAGACUAAUGAAAUUGAAAAAGUUGCAACAAAAAAUAUAAACUUCACUUAGUUUAGAGGUGAGUAUAUAUGCAUCUAAUGGUUAUUACCUAUCAACUUCUGCUACCUCUCAGGGUGUAGUAUAUUUGGAAUCUGUCCCCUCUGACCCAUCUUUAUUGUAUGUAAAAUUACGAUUUAUAUCCAAGGUUUCUGACUGGUUACUGUGUAGAUUUUUAAGUAUUAACCACCCCCAUGAACAGAAGAAACCAGCAUACCAUUAGGUAGAACUGAAGUGCGCACUAGUCAUCAGACUUGUUUAGGAAGGAAGGGCUUUCACUAAGAAGACAUCCUUUGAAUACUGGUUCUAACCUGACAUGCAGCCCAGAGCCAGAAGGCUGACUGAUUCAUCAAUUUCCUACGUAUGUAUCAGGUGUUUCCCUCUCUUCUCUGUGUUGGAAAUUUAUUCACUGUCCCACGUAGGUCUAUUGAGAGAAUAUCCUGGUAUUUCCUAACAUUGGUUCUAGUUGCUAUGGGAACACUAAAACCUAAGUUCCUUCUCUUUCAAAACAUUCUUUACCCCACCCAAAUUAGACAGGGUUUCAGAGGGAGGGAUGAGCUAUGGACCUGGAGUAGUAGGUAUGAGGUUAAAUUUUACUUUUAUCAGUAGUUGUAACCAUGAAGCCCUGUCUUGUCUGAAAGUGAGGUAUACCCUGAAUCUAGAGUUCCUGCUAUUAAAAGGGAAUGUGGUUACGUGCCUUUAGAACAGAGAGCAGCAUAUGAAAGACAACUAUUUCAUUCUCUUUGUACUUACUAGCUGUUUCUUUUUCUCUUUAAAAUAUGUGUCUGUCUCUCUCUCUCUCUCUCUCUCUCUCUCUCUCUCUCUCACACACACACACACACACACACACACUCUCUCUCUCUCUCUCUCUCUCUCUCUCUCUCCAGGAAUAAGGAGAGAAGUUUUCCAUAGCAACUUCGAGAAUAAUAUUGAGGCAUUCUGCUGUUUGUUGGUCCCUUCAUUGUUACUCUCAGUAAACUCCCCCAGAGGAAGCCAAGGAAAGAAGGGGUAGGCUGUACAGAGAAUUGCUUGUUAUCAGGUAACAGUGGAGAGCUUUAUUGGCUGUAGGUCAUUGUGCCAUUAACAGUAUAUAUAAAAAGCAGCCUGCCUAUAUCAUUUCUUGAGAAUUGUAACCAACCUAUAAAUAGCCAGCUAAAAAGAAUAAGGGGAUAGUCUGUUCAUUUAAGGACAAUAAACACUGGCUAUCUUCUCAUACCCAAUUACAAAAGUUACAUGGUCAAUGCCUGUCUUCACUGACUAAGAGAUUCCUCAUCGGACAAGCUCAAGGCUUUAUGUCUCUCCACAGCCUGGACAAAGAGGACUUCUUGUCAAACUCUGUUGAGAGUGAUUCUGGGGUUCCCUCCUCCAAACCCUCAGGAGAGUCUUGGCUUAAGUGAUUUUUUUGUACCUACACACAACCUCACCAUUGCCAAUAAAUGGCACUUUAAAGUUUGUCCCCUUCCCCUCAGUCCCUCUCAAAGUUCCCUAAAUCUGUCUUUCCGCAUGUUAUAGCAAAGUGCAUGUAAUAAAGAGGGAGCUUGUGAUGGGGCUUGGGGAGCAAAGGUACAUUUUUAUCUUAUACCAGAGAACUUUUACAGUGAUACACUCCUGAACACCGUUCUCGUCCUUUCACUGUGCACUAUGAUCAGCAGGGAUUUUUUCUAAUAGACUUUUCAGCCAGCUCCAUCCUAAGGGGAUCCUGAAUUUACCUGCCUGAAUGACUUGGUUAGAACACACAAGACUAGGUAGUGGUACAAGUAUUUUUUUAGGUUCUCCUGAAUGAUGAACUACAUGCCUGUUCCCUGGAGAUUGCCUCCUUUUUCCUGCUUUUUUGUUAUGUUAAUAACAAUAGUGGAAAAAAUGUUAUUUAUUGGAAGAAAUAUUUAACAAUUAAUUGGUGUGAACAAGGAAUGAAUUUGUUAGAACUGUCUUUACUGUAAAUUGGAAGUCAUCUUAAAGGGGAAAAAGGAAGACAAAAAAAAAUUCCCAUCCUUAAGAUUAAACAACUUUAUUGGCU